GGAGUUCUUGCUCCAUCUCUGCACGCCCAGGCUCCGUGUCCGGCUCCGAUUUGAGUAAUCCGGGACCGAGAUCCUCACAAGUUCGUGGAGCGAAACCGACUGCGGAAGCCAAGCCCCGCCCUUUGUACGCUGAUUGGUUGAGAGUCCGACGUUGCUGAUUGGUCCAGAUUAAAGUUGACUCUGAUCGACAGCAAAGGCCUGGUCCAAGCAGCAAAGCCUCGGUCUCAAUUAUCGCUCGAUGCGGCGCAAUGACGGAGCCAUCGAUGGAAGAGAUAUGCCCGGACUGGGGCGACGAGGAGCGCAUGGCCUUCCUCUUCUCAGCCUUCAAGCAGAACCGCGAGGUGGACUGCUCGGACUGGGACAGUAAACUCGCCUUCUGGUCGGCGCUGAUACUGGAAGCAUCGCGCCGGCGGGGCCGGAUCGGCUUCACCCUGCGGGAGCUCGGGGUCUGGUUCCAGAGGAAAGGCUCAUCACCUCUCGGCCUUGACACCGUGGUGCAAGACAUGACCAGACGAGGGCUGAUUCAGAAGGAGUCAAGCUUAGCGGCAAGUGUUGAUGCUGGCUGGCUGGCAUGGGGCGUGGGGCUGUUCCUCAUCAAGCCCUUCAAGUGGACACUCUCCUCUUUUCUGGGAAACAGUACUGUUUCGCCUGAUGAAUCGUUCAUUGUUAUUGAGCGACUAAAGGAAAAGGCGGCUGAUGUUUUAAAACUUUGCCAUAAUUUCCUGGACAAAUCACAUCCCGUGGCAGCUUUCUCGACACUGCAGCAAGUGUGCCAGACUGUGUGCGAGGAUGAGAAGACCUUCUGUGUGUGUCUGCUGCAGCUCCAGAAAGAAAAGAAAGUCACAGUUGUUGAACUUGAUGGUGAUAAGAUAGUGAAGUUCACCCACCCUACCAGCAGCAAAGUUUUGGCAGUAACUGAGGUUGACAUUGGGGUGUACCACUUGGUGAAUUGUGAGAAGAUGUUAUCACAGAAAGCAGAAACACUUUCCCAGGAGGCUGAAAGUUACAAAGAGGAUGCAAGGAAGCACUUAAAGGCCGGUAAAAAGAAUUUGGCACUGAAAUCUCUAAAAUUGCGGAAGAGAACAGAUAAACAGCUGGAGGAUAUCCACGCAAAACUUGAUAUGAUCCAGACUAUCCUCGAUCGCAUUCACUCUUCCCAGACUGACGUAAAGGUUGUUGAAGCUUAUCAGGCGGGGCUCGGAGCUUUGAGGCAGUCCAUGAAAGAUGUGAGUGUAGAGAAAGUUGAGAACCUGAUGGAUCAGAUUGAACAGUUCUGUGAAACACAGGAUGAUAUAAACCGGACUCUGGCUGGUGAAAACUUUGCUGAAAUAGGAGGUGUUAACAUGAGUGAAUUGGAAGAUGAGUUGAAUGCUCUCUUGGAAACCACACCGGAGAAAAUUUCUGUCCUCCCAGAUGUACCGGCAGGCCCACUUCCUGGGUCUCCCAGUUAUGACCUACUGGAUGCGGAGCUGGAGGAGGAGUUCAGUAAGCAGUCUGUUAAAGGUGGUGCUACGGAAGGAGGAAAAACUGCUAUGUCACUGGAACCUGCACAAUAAAUCCUGCUGCUACACCCACAGAGCAAUCCCUCCCUCACAUACGUCCUGAAUAACGAGGAAACUAGUGACAUGUGAUAACUGUAGCAGUCAGUCCCGGAGAAAUCUUCCAUUCUUCCUGGUUUGCUGUGAGACCUGGGAUAAAUGGUAGGUUCUUUUGCCCCAAAGAAGGGAUCUUGAGUCAUCUGGGGAAGAGGAGAACUUUUCAUGUCCAUCUCCCUCAGGCAACAUUCAGUCAUUGAUUCUGUAUUAACCACUUUGGCCCAAAAUCGGCAGAUGUGGGUGCCGGGUCAGGGGCCCAUUACUGUGGAUGAUGUUUAAGGGUCCUUGGAGGGAGAAAGGGCUCAUUGCCCUGAUCAGCUCCAGAUUGCAGUGAUCUGAUAUCAAGAUGCACUUCUCACUGCCACUCCUGCUGCUAAAUAGUAGUUGGGGGAACAUUGAUGAGAGCAAACCAAGGAAAUUGACUGUCCUUAACUGACCUUACCAUCUUCUGUGGCAUUUGAAGAACUAGAUGUUCCACUGGAUGUUAUCACAAUGGCAUUAUUUAACAGACUAUGCCUGUCGCAGUCUUUGGGAUGAGCUCAGUCCGUUAAAUUUGAGAUGCUGCUGGACUUUCCAACUUGGUCUGCAGGACAUUGGUGUAAGUAUGAAAAUAAGAAGUCCUUGGAAAUCUACCACAUUAAUAUCUGGCAAGAAUCCAGCUCUGAGGGGGAGGUCUGAAAGGACAGGAUUUGCUGGGAGUUCACGUGAACCCAUUUGUAAUGUGCGUGAAAGAUUUCCCUAGAAAAUUACUUCCAUUGUCUCUGGUUAACUCCGGAUAGAAUUAUGAAGGUGUAUUUUGAUCAAAUUCAUCUCGACUUUUCAGUUUAUCUUUCCUUGCAGUUGUGAAUUGUGUGUGUUGUGUGAGAAGCCCCAGAGGACAGCCAGAGUGCAUAGACCCGAGAGGAGUAGCUGGGGAGAUGGUUGUCCUCAGCUUGCACUGGCUCCUGCUGUAUUUUUCAUUUACAAAUUGUACAGUCUUUGUUGUAAAUCUGUUUGUACAUGUGUUUUGGUAGAAUAUAUUACUAGCUAAAUGUCUGAAAUGUAGAUGAUCUUGAAACCCUUUUAUUGCCUGUUUGAAAUUUAAAAAAAAAUAAAAGUGUGUGUUUUCCCUUUGA
Molecule: messenger RNA, 2710 nt
Organism: Hypanus sabinus (Atlantic stingray)
Lineage: Eukaryota; Metazoa; Chordata; Chondrichthyes; Myliobatiformes; Dasyatidae
Gene: chmp7
Product: charged multivesicular body protein 7
Exons: 10
Coding region: 249-1556 (435 amino acids)
Biological process (GO): vesicle budding from membrane; late endosome to vacuole transport via multivesicular body sorting pathway
Cellular component (GO): cytoplasmic side of plasma membrane; multivesicular body; ESCRT III complex
Source: RefSeq, a predicted model, not a curated record